UUCAGUGGGUAAGUCAGCCCAAAAGGCGUACGGGGCAGUGCGUCGACAUGAACUGAGACAUUUUCACAAGUGCCUUCUAGCUAUGUUCCCGCUGCAAGGUCGUGUAGAUAACAGUUGACAUUAGAUCACCGCUAGUACUCUAAAUCCCACACAAGAUUUUGGUUUAGUGGUUUUAAGUGAAAAGAAGACGUCGACGCCCUCGAAAAGCAAAUGGGACUCUGACACCGCUCUCAACUUCGAAUUUCCCGCGAUCUCCACAACCCACUUCGGCAACGCGCGUGACAACCUCCCCCUCCGGAGCCCCCCCGUGCCAAGGGAGCCUCGCGAGUGAGCAGCGGCGACCAUCACAGCCACACCGGACGCCCCAGACACACCCACGCCCAGCCCAGACAUGGAGGGCGAUGAGAAGAACAAGAGCAAAUCUGCGGGAGGCGGCGGAGGUGGCGGAGGAGGAGGAGGCGGAGGAGGCGACGGCGGAGGCAUGGAGAUGAGCCAGUACGGGUUGAACGGCACGUCGCUCCCUCAGACGCCCAACGACGCCGGGCAAGUGGCGGCCAUGGCGGAGCACACCCUGCGAGGCACCUGGUCCAACCACCUCGACUUCAUCCUCUCCCUCGUCGGCAAUGCCAUCGGUAUCGGCAAUGUGUGGCGGUUCCCUUACAUCUGCUACAAGAACGGUGGAGGUGCCUUCUUGAUUCCCUACGUGCUGACGGUGCUGUGCUGCGGCGUGCCCACGUUUUUCCUGGAGGUGUCCAUGGGCCAGUACUUCGGCACGGGCGGCCUUACCGUGUGGAGGAUAACACCCAUCUUCAAGGGUGUUGGCUAUGGCGCCGCUGUCAUGUCCGUGUGGCUUAACAUCUACUACAUUGUCGUCUUGUGCUGGGCGCUUUUCUACUUCUUCCAGAGUCUCACUGCCCAGCUACCAUGGGGCUCGUGCAACAACUGGUGGAACACUGAGACCUGCGUGUCCCCCUACGCCCGCAACAGGCUCGAAUGCUGGGACGAAUCCUACAAUUCCACCGCCAACGAAACCUUCUGCACCGUCGGCAACCUUACGAGGGUCAGCGUGUUGAACAUCACCGAUCCCGUCAAGGAGUUCUGGGAAAAACGGGCUCUGCAAAUUUCCGAAGGCAUUGAUCAUCCAGGAACCGUCCGCUGGGAGUUGGCCCUGACUCUCCUCCUGGCCUGGAUCCUCUGUUACUUCUGCAUCUGGAAGGGCGUCAAAUGGACUGGAAAGGUGGUGUACUUCACGGCCCUGUUCCCGUACAUCCUCAUGGUCAUUUUGUUCAUCCGUGGCGUGACUCUCCCGGGCGCCAUGACGGGCAUUCGCUUCUACCUGAUUCCUGACAUCGCUAAGUUGGCGGACAUCACGGUGUGGGUGGAAGCGGUGUCACAGGUGUUCUGGUCCUACGCCCUUGUGUUGGGCUCGCUUAUCGCUCUCGGAUCCUACAAUAAGUUUGAUAACAACUGUUAUAAGGACUCGCUCAUCCUCUGCACCAUCAACUCCUGCACGUCCUUCUUCGCCGGCUUCGUCAUCUUCUCCGUCGUCGGAUUCAUGGCGGAGGCGCAGCAGAAGUCCGUGGCUGACGUGGCUGCUUCAGGACCCGGUCUGGCGUUCCUGGCGUACCCGACGGCGGUGCUGCAGCUGCCCGUGUCUCCCCUGUGGUCCGCGCUCUUCUUCCUUAUGGUACUCAUGCUUGGACUCGACUCUCAGUUCUGCACGAUCGAGGGCUUCAUCACGGCCGUGUCUGACGAGUGGCCUAAAUACCUGCGCAAACACAAGGAACUCUUUAUCCUUAUCGUGUGUGUUCUCUCCUACCUGGUUGGCCUGUCGUGCGUCACGGAGGGCGGAAUGUACGUGUUCCAGAUUCUAGAUACCUACGCAGCCUCCGGAAUGUGCCUCAUCUCCUUGAUCAUGUUCGAGUGCCUGGCCAUCAGCUGGGGCUUCGGCGCCGACAGAUGGUACGACUGCGUCAAGGAGAUGAUCGGAUAUUACCCCUUCUUCUGGUGGAAGUUCUGCUGGAAGUUCAUUACGCCCAUCACUUGCUUCAGCGUGUUCAUGUUCAACGUGGUGAUCUGGUCUCCUCCCAAGUACGUGAACUACGAGUUCCCAGGCUGGACCCACUUCAUCGGCUGGCUCAUGGCGCUGUCCUCCAUGCUGUGCGUCCCGGGCUACGCCAUCUACAAAUUCAUCACCUCCCCCCACCCCGGCACCUGGAAGGAGAGACUAUUAGCAAUCACAAAGCCGGAACUGGACUUGGAAGCCUUGAAAAACAAGUACACCAGCGCCAGCAUGCAGGAGGCCACCGCCGUGUAGAGCCCCCGCCUGAUAAGCCCGAUAAAUCCCACACACCUCCGCGAUAUCGCUGCUUAGUAGGGGGGACGACUGCGAGGGGGGUAGGGGGAUGCACUUCUUAUCAUCCAGCUCCGCCUCCUUGUGGAUUCUGCAAGCGUUCUUUGAGAGAGAGAGAGAGAGAAAGGGAGGAGAGUCUUCGUUCUUUCUUCGUUGUGGACUCGGCAGUGAUAAGGGUGCUCCAGAAUUUUGUCUGAAUUACCGUUUUCUUUUUCUCUUCUUUUCUCGUUUUCUUUUUUGUUUUAUCCAAUUUGUACUCUUGUGCGUUGCACUUCUUUUCGCACUCUAUUCGGUUAUCUGUUUUGCUCCAGGGUCACACGCUGCCAUUAUCACUGUUUGUGCGGAUGUCUGCAGGUUUCAAAGUGAUCUGCACAAAAAAAGGUGACAUGGAGUGUGCUGUUCCCUUGGACGGAGGAUUUUCGGAUACUGUAGGAAUUGAGGAUCACCCGUCAGCACCCACAAAAGCACACCCCACCCCUUCACCGACUCACUUGCACCACCCCUUCACCAAGACCCAUAACCCCCCACCACCACGUCCUUCCCCUCCCUCCUGCUCCUCCUCCGUCCCCCCCUACUGGCGGCUUGUAAGGGCACGUUCCCCUCGAAGAAGCUGGAACCACCUCCGGACGCCGCUGUCGCCGUUCCGUUGCGCCGCUUCUCACCAUGUUCUCCGAGGAGUAGACGAGGAACCAGCUUUACUCUCAUCCUCGUGGGGAUGGCAACAGCAUCAGGAAAGGCAGCAUCCCCACGCGUUGUCGGGGCGUAAUCUUGUUGUUCGUUUCUGUUGUAUUUUAAUUUGUUUGUGUUCUCUCUGAUGGGCAUUAUCCAGGUCCGGGGUAGGAGACUUCGGUUAUAUUUUAUCAUAUGAUAAGAUUUUUGGUAUCAUCUUUUUUUUUAGCUUUGCAUUUCCUGUUGUUGUUUUUUUUUAGUUAUGAUUAAUAUGUUUUUUUCUGUGUGAGAGAUAUGUGGUUGGUAUAUAUAUAUAUGAGCGUUUUGACGAAAUAUAACGAGAGUUAGGAGUUACUGAUUAUCUGUUGUUGCCAUUACCUUGGGAGUUUUAUCUAGCAUUUUGAAGGCUGUAGAUACAAUAAACAAAUUGUUGAAUAUUGUGGAUAAUUUAUUUAGGACGCUGAGACAAUAUUAAAGCAAAAGUUGUAUGCCCCCAUGAUGGUACUUUUGACCAAGGUACUACGCUGAGCAGGGGGUUAUUGUUCUAACGCUGCAGAAAUGCAUUUUUUUCUUCAGAUUAUAUCGAUGUUUGUGAGAUGGUUUGUCGGUCGCCGUCUGAGCGGCUGUUGUAUUUUGAUGUUAAAUAAUUAUCAAGAAUAUCUAUGUCAAUUUGAAUUUGUAAAGGGCUUCCACAUUGUCUUCCAAUUUAGGAUACUUUUACAUAUCAAACGAGAUAAUCCUAGACAUGAAUGUAACUGAAAUCUUAUUUUAGUCACGCAGUUGUAGUCUGACCUGUUGGAACUGUUGAGGUAACUGUUUACCUUCUUUUGGGGCCAAGGCAAUUAGUGCCGAAUGGUUCUUCACUCGUUAAAACAUAGUCUUUGACCUUGUAGCACCCGCGCGGCCCAGCGAUAAGGUCAAUCUAUUGGUGUAGUAAGAUGUGAAUGACGACCUUAUUAAAAAAAAAAAAGUUGUUUGUGGAGUUCAACACUUAGCAUCGUUUUUCUUGUUGUUGGUCCUGUCUUCACUUUAGAACACAGUAGUUUGUAUGCGAGCAAUAACAUCACCUCUUUUUAGCCGUUUGGUCUCCCUUAAUCCCUCGCCCCCCCCCCACCCCCGCCCCCGCUCUUACCCCCCCUUCCCUCGCCCCUGUGUGCCCUCCUGUCUACCGGUUACCCCUUCUAAAACUCCCCGACGUUGUCAGUGGUCCAUCGGAAACUUCUCGAACAUUCUUUUUUUUCUAAUUUGUCAUCAGCAAAUUUUGACUCAAAAAUUACAACUUCAAAAAAAAAACAAUCCGUGAGUCACAGUUACGGGAGUCUCCCACUUCCCCCCUCCCCUCCCUCCCCCUUCUUCCCCCGUCGCCCCCCCCCCCCUUCUUGUCAGUCUUGUUGGUGACAGCUCGCGUGGUUUUAGCCAAUCAGAAUCAGCGAAUUUGAGAAUGAAUCACAACUGCCAACACAGCAUCGAAGGCGUCGGUUCUCUUGGAGCCUUGCGCGCCUCACCAUUCAACCAUCCCUCCAGCCAAUCAGCGCACGAGUAGGAGUGAGACACGCCUUGCUCUGGCCCCGCCCCUUCUCUCAUAUGAUGCUUUCUUAUUGGCUAAAACCGAGCUAUUUUGUAGACUACAUAUUACUACCAAAUGUAAAAUAAGCAAUGAAUGUAUGUAUUGCCAGUAAGUUGAACUGUGUACAUGUUAUAUGUUAAGAUAAUGUUUUGCACCGACUCGUUAAUUAACCCUUUAUCCGCGGAAGAACCACAUAUGGUCGACGAACGAAUUAAUAAGUCAACAUCAGAACAAGCCAUAUAUGGUUUUGCCUCAUAUCUCUAUUCCCCUUGCAUUUUUCGGUGAAUGUUUUUAUCCCCAUGCCUUAGAUAUGUAUAUUUGCAGAUACAUUACUGUAAAAAAAAAUAUGUAAAGUAAUCGUACUCUUUCAGAAAUUACGAAGAAACUGAUAUGACAACAAUAAUAUCACAAGAGAAUUAAUUAAAAGCCAGCUGUCGGGAAGCCAGGUGAACUGAGCGCAGUAGGAACCUAUAUUUGAGGUCUUUCAGUGCCGUGAUUGAGUAAUAGUGUGAAUGCUUGAGUAUGUGUGUUUGUGUGUACUUCAGUGCUUUAAACAUCCAAUGUAUGUAAACCGUGAAUAAACAUUAUGGGUAUAAUCAGCAUGGGUAUAAAUCUGUUAGUAAGGUAGGGAAGGGCAAGAAAGGAGAGAAAAGUGAGAAAGUAAAAGAGCGAAAGAGAGAGAGAGAGAGAGAGUGAGAGAAAGAAAGUGAGAGUGGUGUGAGAGAAAUAUAAGUAGGGAAAGAUAGAGAGAGGGUGUUGAGUAAGCGUGAUUGCAUUUGUAAAUAUAAUUGUUGAUAAGAUAAUUGUGUAAAUGUAGAAAUGAAUUAAAGAGAUUAUUAGGAAUAACCUUAUCUUUAACUUAAAUCUCUCAGUGAUCUAUCACCUGAGGUCACUCGAAGUAGCGGUCAAGUGUGAUUGUGUGCAAUUGUAUUUGUGCAUAAGUCAUACUUGCACAUUUACUUAGCAUGCAUUAUCCCACGAAUUUCUAUCAGUCAUGACCAAAUAUAAUUUAAAUAAUUAUCUCACUCUCCAUCAUUUUGAAAAAUUAAAAGAUAUCUCUAAGACAGCAAUGGUAAUUUCAUUCUCAAUUAUGCUGCAAAUUCAAAUAAAAAAUAUUAUGCUUCUUCGGUAUCGCAGACUUUCAUUCUAACAGAAAAAUAAAUUGUUUUUAUUUUUUUUUGCCGUGGUGGGGGACCACUUUGGUGUUCAAGGUGCCGCGGUUAAAGGGUUAAAAUGCUAUCUAUAAUAUUGUAAGAAUUUAGUGCUUAAGUACUACCUUUUUCUUCAUGUUGAAUGCGUGGACUUUGUAGUAAACGUUGAUGUUAGAUUAUAUGCAGAGAGAACUCAAAAAAACAAAAAAACAAAAAUCGUGUGUCAGAUAAAAUUAAUUUUUUUUCAGUGUUGUGUUUUUAACAUCUCGACCAACACGAAUGUAAAAAAAAAGUAAGUGUGAGUACAAAGUUCAGUGUUCCAUAGAAAAAAAAAUCGACUUUCACCUGUUUGUAUAGUUAGGAACCUACAAGGGAGAAAAAGACGGACCACCAGACCUUCUUUUGGGUUAAUAACCUUCCCACGUUGUAUAAAGAACUAUGUUAGGAUACAGCAAGCGACUGCCGGCUCAGUUUUUUGGCUUCGAACGUGAGGUAAAAAAUAUUUUUGUAGCUCUGGCGCCUGUAUUAACACAGUGAUUUGUACACUUAUCGAAUCUCUUGUUUGUCCCACCUUCUGCGGCUUUACCGUAUCUGAUUAAGUACAUGAAGAUGUAAUACUUAAUCUUUGAAA
Molecule: messenger RNA, 6371 nt
Organism: Penaeus indicus
Lineage: Eukaryota; Metazoa; Arthropoda; Malacostraca; Decapoda; Penaeidae
Gene: Gat
Product: sodium- and chloride-dependent GABA transporter 1-like
Exons: 14
Coding region: 392-2317 (641 amino acids)
Biological process (GO): sodium ion transmembrane transport
Cellular component (GO): plasma membrane; neuron projection
Molecular function (GO): gamma-aminobutyric acid:sodium:chloride symporter activity
Source: RefSeq, a predicted model, not a curated record